AUGCGAAAUUACAGAACUUAUCACAUCAGAAGGCGCAAUUUAAUCAAAGAUAAUACAUCCGUUGCGGAUUAUAUAAAAACGUACCGCUGCUUGCGGCAAGAGCUGGGAGCUGAAUUGAUACAUCGUGAUUUUGAAAAACUUUAUCCUGGAAAAAGUGAUUCGCUGCUCAACAGAUGGGAUGCUAUUCGCACACGGCUUUCUGAAUUAUUACAGGGUCCCCGCAAACCGAAAGGUUUGGAUAACGAACUGCUGGUUAAUAAACUGAAAACGUUGAGUCCUGAGAAUCAAGAUGCCCUGAUAUUAUACCUUCUACCAACAUUGGUUAAAGCGACACAAAUUAAAUACCAGCCAGUGACCAAGAAACGAAAAAUCGCGGAUUCAGAAAGCAGUUGCAACAGCGUAGGAAAAGGACGAAACAAAAAACCGUCAACCUUGGAGUCACAGGAAGCAUUUGUUUUACAUGUCUAUAAUGCUGCGUCCGUGGAGCCGGCAAUAGCUAAUAAAAAGGCACAGCUACUACAGCAAGGACUAACGGCGCAACCCCACAUAGUGCUUGUCGGACCGCUGGAUAAUAUUCAAGCCAGCUAUGUAGUGGUAGAUGAUGUCAGGUACACGACGACGUCUCCGCUGAGGGCACUAGAUCUUACCUUUAAAACAUUUUACGCUACCGAUUGCCAGUAUCCAAUCCAUGCGUUUCACAUUUGGCUCUUCAUUCAGAAGGUAGCAUAUGACAUCACAAACACGGGUGACAAAUUUGGUACCAAUAUAAAUACCCUCAUUGGAGAAGUGCUCUCUUAUAAUCAAGCCCUCUAGAUUAACAUACCGUAAUGUCGUGCUUUGUGUGCCAGUGUAUAUUUCCUAGUAACUCCGAACUAC
Molecule: messenger RNA, 876 nt
Organism: Neodiprion virginianus
Lineage: Eukaryota; Metazoa; Arthropoda; Insecta; Hymenoptera; Diprionidae
Exons: 5
Coding region: 1-813 (270 amino acids)
Source: RefSeq, a predicted model, not a curated record